This is a messenger RNA of Amblyraja radiata (thorny skate), 1154 nucleotides long. RefSeq names its product factor XIIa inhibitor-like. The transcript has 7 exons. Gene Ontology annotation, biological process: negative regulation of endopeptidase activity. Gene Ontology annotation, molecular function: serine-type endopeptidase inhibitor activity. The coding region runs from base 426 to 1154 and encodes 242 amino acids. NCBI's taxonomy places the organism in Eukaryota, Metazoa, Chordata, Chondrichthyes, Rajiformes, Rajidae. The record is from RefSeq and is a predicted model, not a curated record.
UGGUUAGAGAUUAGAGUGCUUAGAUAUUUCUAUGUGUGCGUGUGCGUGAGAGAGAGUUUGAGAUUUUAUAUAUUAGAGUGACCUGUUUAUUAAUGUUUGUGUGUGUGUGUUAUGUUUGUUAUGUGCUUACGGGAAUCUUGCUAAACAUCGAUAAGACAAACAUUUACCUCUCGCCAAAUCUUGAUACCCAUCCUGGACUUUGAUUUGUAAAUUCGGGAGAGGGUUAUCAGUCUAACGGCGUAGUUUCAGAAACACAACUAUUUCUCUUUAAUGCUGCUACCUUCCUGAAUUUUACGAUGAAGAUUGUGUGAGAUAUUUCCCUCUUGGUUUCUUUGAUCUUGAUCGAAAGCUUCUGCCUGGCUGAACCAGGCCGGAAACAAAGCCCAGACCUAGGUUUUAGAGCCGAGCUUUCACGCGGAGAACGCAUGAGGAUCGCGGGCCUUCAGGAGAGGGUGGGACGGCCUGGGCCCAUUGCUUGCCCAAUGAUCCAGAAUGCGGCAUGUGCCUCCUAUUCUGAUCCCUGGAAAGGUUGCUCAGGUUCCAGAGAGGACGAGGCAUCGCUGGACGAGUUGCGCAACUCCCUGGCCGAUUUUGCAGUCGAUUCCUUUGCCGCCGUGUCCGGCCAGAAGCCCAGUGGCAAUGUGGUCUUCUCGCCCCUCAGUCUCGCCUCCAUUCUCACCCACCUCCUGCUCGGGGCCAAAGGACAUACGAAGGUGGCCCUCGAAGAGGCACUGCACUACAAACACCAUUUCAAGUGUGUUCACCAAUCCCUCAAGCUCCUCCUCAAUGCCAGUCGCUCUCUCACCUCCACGUCCCAGCUCUUCGUUCGGGAGGGUGUGUGCCUGAAACAAUCUUUCAUUGAGCGCUCCGAGCAUUUCUAUGGUCAGCAGCCAGAAUCAUUGACGCACAACAGGACGGAGAACGUGGAGUUGGUGAACGCGCUGGUCCGGCGAGCAACCAAGGGGCUCAUCCCACACAUGUUGGACUCCGUGUCUGAUGAUACCAUCCUCAUGUUCAUCAACGCAAUUAUCUACUCCGGAGAUCAGAAGGAGCACGUAAACGUAACGACCCGACGUCUGGAGAUAGGCGAAGAGCCGGAGGGGGAGAAGCGAGCAGAGAGAGACUGCGGAGAGUUGAAGAGCGGCGGAGGCUGA